Molecule: messenger RNA, 2790 nt
Organism: Diaporthe amygdali
Lineage: Eukaryota; Fungi; Ascomycota; Sordariomycetes; Diaporthales; Diaporthaceae
Product: cell cycle control protein
Exons: 2
Coding region: 1-2790 (929 amino acids)
Cellular component (GO): SUMO-targeted ubiquitin ligase complex
Molecular function (GO): ubiquitin-protein transferase activity
Source: RefSeq, a predicted model, not a curated record
AUGAAUAGAUUCCGGCCAGCCCACGACCUUGUGGACCCUGAGCCAUAUCUUGCCGUGUUGCCAGCAGACUACUACUUCCUGCAGCAAGUCGACGGCGGCGGUGACGGCGGCCACGAGCACGAGCACGAGCUGGAGCUGCUCGAGCUCGACUUCGAGGGCCGAGACCCUGCUCUGCUGCCUCUUGGCUCGCCACAGUCGCCCUCUGUCGGAUCUGUCUCUUCUGUCCCUUCUGCCUCUGGUGAUGGUGAUGAUAUCAACCUCGCAAUCUCAGACGAUGAUAGCGACAACGACGACGACGAGCAUCUCGAACUCGACUCUGACCUCGACCCUGACCUCGACCCUGAUUCUGAAUACGACGAGGACUACAACUACGACCACGAUUACGACAGUCCACCACAGCAGCCCUUGAUAGCCUCAUCACGCUCCCCUUCGCUUUCCGCCCCCCUCUCCCUUUCGCCGUCCCCGUCAGCCUCACCCGAUUCGCUCCUCCUCAACGACUCGGACUCGGACUCGGCGGCAGAUCUGGAUGCAGAUCUGGACGCAGACCCAAGGCUGCGUGGCUCUCCCCUGGUCGUGUCUGAUUCCACGGCUGCAUCUGCUUCCCCAUCCGACUCAGACCCAGACCCAGACCCAGACUCAGACCAAGACCAAGACCAAGACCCAGUAGACUUAGGCUUAGGCCCUGGUUCGGGGCCCUCUUCUUCACCUAACCCAGACCCACUUCGAGAUCGGCCCCGUCACCACUUGCAGGCUAACAGCAUUAACCACAAUCUUGGACUCUACGGGUCGCCACCCCGUCUGCCCCGUCCGCCCCGUCCUGCCCGUGCGAGCCAGACACCAGACAUCCACCCGAACCGUCGACUGCCAGGGCCUCCUCCAACCCUGAACCAGAAUAACCACCAGCACCAACACCAACACCAUCACCACCACUCACACCACCACGGUCGCGCCUUCGAUUACGACUCCGACUCCGACGACAGCGCUUCUUCUCCUCGCCCAACACGCCACCCCGACCGAUCCAGCAACCGAUCUCAUCCUCCUCCUGCUCUACCACUAGGCAAUUACCACUUCGGCGGCAGCAGACCUGACCUCGAUUACCAACCUCGCCCCCACCCUCGCCCUCAGCCCUCACCGGUUUCUCAACCCCGCCAUCCGUCUCGAAACUCACACCACGCCGAACUCGCAAGCCACGAGCGACAACCACAGCGUCAACCACAGCGUCCUCAUCGCCACCACCCACAGCAGUCGGCCUUGGUGGAAGUCCAAGAUCUCGAGGACCAGCACGAGGACGACGACCUGGACAUCGGCGAUUACGACCAUCAGGACGAUUUAUCGCUGCUAGAUCACCUACGCCUUCGGAGGGCUCGCAGGGCUGCACGGGCAGCCAGGGAGGCUGGACGCCAGCGCCCAGGCAGAGGCAACUGGAGGCCCCACAGGCCAGCAAGGAGGGCAGUGGCAGAACAAGAGCCCGGGGACUCAGGCCAGGAGGACUCAGACUACACUGGCAGCAUGGAUCAAGACGAUGAGCUCAUUGAGGUGGUGUAUCAGGGCCGAGCGCCUGCCCCUCCAACACCCCCACGCAGACAACAUCAACAACAAAGGCACCUGAGGGCUCAUAGGCAGCAGCGCCAACAGAACCAUGAACACAAUCACAACAACUUCCAAGGCCAGGAACUGAUGGAGCUGGACCAGGAAUUGGACUUGGGCCUGGGCCUUGAUCAGCAAGUCCCAGUGAUUGACCUGACAGAAGAGCCCGACAGCCCUGUCCUCCAGCGCCACCGACCCGUCAAUAUCCUUCGUCACAACCACGGCCAGAACCACGGCCAUAAUCACAUCCACAUAUCUGACGACGAGGAGGACGACGACGACAGCCCCCUGUACCAGGCACCUCGAAACCCGCGGAGACACAUGUCGCAGAAUGGGCGCAUGCCGUCACUCAACCGCAGUGACGGCAGCAUCCUCAACGGGAAUGCCGCCGCCGUCAUCGACCUCACCCUCGACUCACCAGACGACAACAUCCCCGCCGACCGCCGUCUGCCUCCACCUCCUGCUGCCGUUGUGGCACAUUUCGGUCAGCGUGUCAACCGCAACCGCCGCUUGCCCGGCCCCGCUGCUGCAUCUCCUGCUCCGGCUGCUGCUGCUCCUCCUCGCGUCCAGUACCAGGACUUCGGCCGCCACCUGAUAGGAUCGAUCCGUGGUCUACUCCCCGGCCUGCUCGCACAAGCCGUCAACAACCCCCGCGAAGCCGACGUUCAGUUCGUUGGAGCCGUUCCCGUGCCCGCCUUCCCAAUGAAUCCCAAUCCUCUCGCAGGCAACCCUCCCGAGUUCAACUACCAGGCUAAUGGCUUUGGUGGUUACGGCGGACGGCAGCCCACGCCCAAGCCUGACUUUCAGGCCCCACCUGCCCCCCGGGCAGGCUUCACCCGUGACACACGCGCUGAAAGCGGCGACGACGAGGACCUGGUCGUCGUCUGCCCCAGCUGUGACAACGAGCUGAAGUACUCUCCGGAUGACGAGGACGACAACCCACGUCCCGCAAAGAAGCCUCGUGGCAAGAAGGGUCAGGAGGAGCAUCACUUCUGGGCUGUCAAGAACUGUGGCCAUGUUUACUGCAAGAGCUGCUAUGACAACCGCAAGAAGCACAGCAAGGGCAAGGAGUCGGCAGCUGCCAAGACAGGCUUCCGCUUCCAGCCCAGCGAGACCUCCAAGUCGAUCAAGAUCUUCUGCGCCGUGGAGGACUGCCAGUCCGAGGUGUCUCCCAACAAUGCCUGGGUCGGCAUCUUCAUGUGA